Messenger RNA from Aspergillus caelatus, 580 nucleotides. RefSeq lists its product as uncharacterized. The transcript is spliced from 2 exons. The record is from RefSeq and is a predicted model, not a curated record. NCBI's taxonomy places the organism in Eukaryota, Fungi, Ascomycota, Eurotiomycetes, Eurotiales, Aspergillaceae. The annotation marks the transcript as partial.
UGUAUUUGGUAAUCGUGGCUGCCUCAGUACGUUUACAGUUCUGUCAGGUUUCUUCAGAUACUCAGUUGGAUGAUGUCACAAUGGCAGCCAUACCUGUCAGCCAGACAUCCUAACAUGUCUCCAGGUCUUUCUGUUUGCUAUCUACUUCACGUUUCGACUUAUCAGUCUCUAGAUCCCCCCAUUCUACCUGCCAAAGACACAUUAAGCACAUCUCGCACCGGCAAUUUCGAUGGGUUCAAGAUCACAGUCCCUUAUUUUGGAGUGGUUGAGAAUGAUCGAAGACGAGCCUGUGCCAUCUGAAAUCCCUGAAUGGUCGUACCCAAGCCGUAAUUUCCCCAAAGUUCAAGACCUUUAUGGUAAACUACCGGGCAUCGAAGACCAACUAAGGAGAUCAACAUCAGUGAAAGAGGGCGGGACUAACUUACCACACCUUGGCCUCCCACCCCAGAAAGUCGCACAUGUGCCACACGCCCAAGGAACAGCACUGGAGACGUAUAAGAAAGAGCACAUGAAUGAUAAUUUCCACGCCUCUAAUGUGGCUCGGGGUCGAUUGACCGUGAGUUAAGAAAGACGAGCCAAC